Morus notabilis is the source of this 1047-nucleotide messenger RNA. RefSeq names its product long-chain-alcohol O-fatty-acyltransferase. The transcript has 2 exons. NCBI's taxonomy places the organism in Eukaryota, Viridiplantae, Streptophyta, Magnoliopsida, Rosales, Moraceae. The record is from RefSeq and is a predicted model, not a curated record. The coding region runs from base 1 to 1047 and encodes 348 amino acids. Gene Ontology annotation, biological process: lipid metabolic process.
AUGGAUGAAGAAAUCAGGAGCUUCAUCAAGGUAUGGAUUAUAGCCAUAACAAGCCUUUGUUAUUGCUACUACAUAUCAGCAAGAAUUCCAAAAGGAAUGAGAAGGCUAAUUUCUCUUCUUCCAAUCCUUUACAUCUUCAUUAUUCUCCCCUUGGAUCUCCACACCUUCCAUCUUGGUGGUCCCACAGCCUUCUUUCUAGUCUGGCUCGGCCUCUCAAAGCUCCUCCUUUUCUCCUUUGACCAAGCCCCUCUCUCUCCACUCCCAACAAACCUCUUCCAUUUCAUCUCCAUUGCUUGUCUUCCCAUCAAAAUCACACAAAACCCACCUCCAAAUAGUGUUACUAAGGCUGGUUCCAGAGUGCCCAGGUCAGUUUUGAUGGCUAUAAAGGUAAUUUUACUGGCAUUGAUUGUCAAAGCGUACGAGUAUAGACCAUAUUUGCCCUCCUACACAACUCUAUUGUUGUACUGUUGUCAUAUGUAUUUGGGCAUAGAGAUUACACUAGCCCUCGCAGCCCUUCCGGCCCAAACCCUCUUGGGCUUCGAGCUCGAACCGCAGUUCAACGAGCCAUACCUCACAACUUCACUCCAAGACUUUUGGGGCCGAAGGUGGAACCUCAUAGUCUCAAGCAUCCUAAAGCCCACAGCUUUCCACCCGGUGCGGAGUUUAUUCUGCCUGAUACUCGGCCCAAAGUGGGCCCAUUUAGCAGGUGUCUUAUGGGCCUUUACGGUAUCGGGCCUGAUGCACGAUGCCAUGUACUAUUACAUCACGCGGGCCCGGCCCACUUGGGAGGUGACCAUAUUCUUUGUGCUUCAAGGGGUGUGCACGGCGGUGGAGAUGGCGGUGAAGAGGGAAGUCGGUGAGAAAUGGCGGUUGAGCGGGGCGGUCUCCGGGGGGUUGGCAUUGGGGUUCUUGAUUGUUACGGGGAAUUGGUUGUUCUUCCCUCAGUUGUUGCGAAACGGUGUGCACGAAAAGACUAUAAAGGAGUAUGCCAUCAUGGUUGACUUUAUCAAAAAAAUAGUGAGAUUGUGCGGUUGGCGCGUGAUCUAG